AUGGCCAUUUCCAAAACCCUAAUUUUCCUCUUCUUCUUCCACCGUUCCACCGAAAAUGAAUUUUCCGAUCCCAAUCCGCCAUGUCCGAUCGACUUCGCCUACGUCUCCUCCUUCGCAUGGCCCACCGCCCUCUGCCUCGCGCCGCCGCAGCGCAGCUGCUGCCAGACUCUCCGCAGCCUCUUCGGCAUGGGCCUCGCCGACCGCCUCCGCCGGACCUCCCAAUUCUACCUCCCCGACGCCGCCACUUCCUCCUCCUGCCUCGCCGGAUUCUGCCACAAGCUCGCCGCGAUUUCCACCCCCGCCGCCGCCGUCUUCCCCACUUGCUUCAACGACACCGCCGAAUUCGCCGGAAUCCUCUCCCACACCGAUUGUCACCGCCGCGUCCCCAAAUCAAUCCCAAUUAAAUCCUCCUGCAAUGGCGACCUCUCCGGCCAGGCAUCCUACGCCGCCGCCAUUGCCGACGAUUUCGGCCCACAAGACGUCCGAUCCGCCGCCUGCAUAUUAGGCCUGCCGGUGGUCAACAAACCCUCCGGCGGCACCACCACCUACAAACGCCGCCUCAUUUUCUCCCUCACUUUCAGCUCAUUAGCUUCAAUUCAAACAAUCCUAAUCCUCCUGUUAAUUUACAGACAUUGUAAGGAGAAGAGAAACGCCGUCACCGGAGAUCAUCUCCAAAACGAACGGCUCUGA
Andrographis paniculata is the source of this 690-nucleotide messenger RNA. RefSeq names its product probable receptor-like protein kinase At1g11050. Bases 1 to 690 code for a protein of 229 amino acids. The transcript has a single exon. Lineage: Eukaryota; Viridiplantae; Streptophyta; Magnoliopsida; Lamiales; Acanthaceae. The record is from RefSeq and is a predicted model, not a curated record.